CAGAAGCUGGACUCUGAACGGGGAGGGUGUGGCUGCUCCACAGCUGAGUUUCACCUGAAGGCAAAACAAUCAAGCCUCCAACAACAGAGCCGCUGCCAGGCCUUCAGGAGCACACUCAAAUCUUUGGACUAUUCACUCUCUUCAAGGGGUAAAAUGGAACCUGGAGGCACAAACACGCGCUGGGGGUUGGCUGUGCUGUUCCUGUUACUGAUAACAUCUCAACCGAAAACAGAGGCAAUGACGAUAACAUCCUCGGGGCCAGUAACCGUUCAAAAAGCGCAAGGAGAGAUGGUGACCCUGGGGUGCACUUACACACAGGACUCGCAGGACACAGGAGACCUGGACAUUGAGUGGUCCAAUGUCAACCCAGACAUGACACAGAAAGAUACACUGAUUUUAUCGUAUACAGGUGGCCAGACACACCACUAUGACAUGGGUCUCGCCAAAAGGAUCAAAUUCACAGGCGAUCCGAAGCUGGGCGACGCUUCAGUCUCCAUCUCAGAUCUGAAAGACUCAGACUCGGGAACGUACCAGUGUAAAGUCAAAAAGUCCCCGGGUGUGGACAUGAGAAAAGUCAGUCUGCGGGUGCUGGUUCCCCCGUCAGUACCAAAGUGUUGGGUCGAAGGUGGUGAGCAGAAGGGUGGAUCUGUCUCUCUGAACUGUAAAUCCUAUCGGGGAUCCAUUCCCCUUACCUAUGUCUGGAAAAGAGAGAGUGGGGGUGCGAUGCCCUCGACCGCGACCCAGGACUCAGAAACCGGAGAGCUCUUGAUCAAGAACCACACAGACAGCUACACUGGAACUUAUGUCUGUGAGGCAAGCAACGCUGUGGGCAAAGCCCAGUGCAAAUAUUCACUGAGUGCAUAUAACCCGACCAAUAAGGCGGGUGUGAUAGCGGGCGCUGUGAUCGGCGCUCUGCUGCUGCUCAUCCUCCUCCUGCUCCUCAUCUGGCUCCUGGUCUGCUGCUGCCACAAGAAACGCUACCAGAAGGAGGUGGCCAAUGAAAUCAGAGAGGAUGUCCAGGCCCCGGAGAGCCGGCCGUCCAGCAGACAUUCCAGUUUCCACUCGGUGGCGGGGUACCGCACUCACCACGGGGUGCAGUACAGCGCCGUGGCCAGCCCCCUGCCGAGCGUUAGUGAAACCGGCCAGAUCUUUACGGGUGGCAGUAAUGGGCCAGCGGGGAACAGCUCUGCUGCCCUCACAUAUGACCACCAGUACGGAUACGCCGUGUAACUGCCAGCGCCAAGCUCCUUAAGGAGGAAAAAAUAUUGUUUAAAGUGUGAAAAGAACUCACGAAGAUAAAUACACAUAUCAUUCGCCAAAGUGGAUUGGGGUGCAGGACUUACGCGUGAACAAAGUGGGGGCUGGUGCGGACAGGGCUGACCGACACCUCAGGACCCGCUGGACCUGUUGUAGACAAAAAAGAACUGGUCAUUAUUGAUGGUAUUUGCUUAAACUGAAUGUAAAAUGUGCAUAGCAAAACAGCUAUUUUUAUGAAGGUGUUUUUUUUUUUUUUUUCAAAGUCAUUUAAUUGUUUACAUUUUAUUUUUCAAAGAUGUGUAAAGAAUAAACCAUUUUACCGGAAAAAUCUGAGCGGA
This is a messenger RNA of Menidia menidia (Atlantic silverside), 1595 nucleotides long. NCBI's taxonomy places the organism in Eukaryota, Metazoa, Chordata, Actinopteri, Atheriniformes, Atherinopsidae. The record is from the annotation of a GenBank genome assembly.